AAAAUGUUUUGGACGUUUUUAUAGAUUUUUUAUAUUAAAUUAUACAAACAGUGCUAGGUUUAUGAUAAAAAAAGUUUACCCAUGAUGAGUCCAUGAACUAUGCUGUAAUAAAUUUGAUCGAAAUACAAAAUAAGUGGGGUUAUUUACGCAGAAUCAGUGUUACUGAUAGAUCUCAAGCAAAAAUAAAAGAAAACAAUGAUAAAUUCCAUAAAUGAGCCUGAAUUUUAGACUUAUAGUAUGUUACACACUCUGCUUAUGCCAGGUAUUGUGUGUUAGAUCUCAAUCUAAAUCUGAUUUCUAUUGUUAUUACAUGAAGGAUUGUCAACAAUACUGUCCAAGGAAUGGGUUCAGUAAACUAGACAAGCGACACUUGGGAGCUGACUUAGAAGCUAGAGAAAGUAACGUAGUCGAUAUGUCAAGUGGCUCAGGAAGUAAUGGGUUCUAUCGGCCCAGGAGCGCCCUAGCCCGGGCUAUGUAUGAGAAACAGAACAAUGAUAGAUACUUGCAGGAGUUCGACCAAAAUGAGUGGUACCGUGUGAACAAGGAACGCUUGUCUCCUGAUCUGAUCCAGAAAUUCGUGCAGCUGUACCCUGACGAGGAGACGAAGGCCUUCCUCUCGGCCUCCAUCGACAAGUCCUCGUGGGUGUGGACCCAGAUCUGGUACCUGCUCGCGAAGGCUGUGCUCCGGCACUUCUGGUCCGUCACCGACAUUAAUGGAUGGCUUGGUCGCGGCUCGAUGUUCGUGCUGUCCGAGGCGCAGGCGCGCGCGCUGCUGCGCCCCGUCAGCGACAACGUGGGCACCGGCUCGCUGGUGGAUGUGGGCGCGGGCGACGGAGAGGUCAGCCGCCGCUUCUCUAACUUGUACCCGCGAAACUACGCCACCGAAAUAUCCGCCAGCAUGAGGAAGUCGCUGGCUGAAAAGGGAUACAGGAUUCUGGACACAGAGACAUGGCACCAUGAAGGCCAGUUCAACUGCGUGUGCAUGUUGAACUUGCUGGACCGCUGCAGCAAGCCCAAGACGAUGCUGCGCCAGGCCAGGGAUUCUCUCGCCCCUGGCGGAGUGCUCAUGCUGGCGCUCGUGCUACCCUAUAAACCUUACGUAGAAGUAACCGCAGACCACAAACCUGAGGAACGUCUGCCAAUCGAAGGCUUGUACUUCGAAGACCAGCUCGCCUCUUUCGUAAAGUUCAUGCGGGAGGAGGCCGGCUUCGAGCUGGUGUCGUGGACGCGCGCCCCCUACCUCUGCGAGGGGGACUUUGCCCAGGCCUACUACUGGCUCGACGACUCCGUCUAUGUGUUCAAGCCGACGCCGGACCCCCUCAAGUAAACAGCUACAACGAAUAUUCUACUCUUUAAAUGUCGUACCUUUUUGUGAAACUUCGUAUUCAUAAAGAUAUCCGCCAUGAGACGCGGCACAAUGUAAUGGAAGGAUUUGAACACUCGGUCAAAGACCUCGAUGGUGUAGCGAUUAAUGCGACUAAUGACUUAACCAAGAGUCGCACGGUCAAAUAAAUUUAAAAAGAUUAUUUGUAUGUAAUAAUAACAAAGUCCACGACUCAAUAGCCUGAGAGAACAUUACUCAUGUCACGGGGCUCACCACUUUGUGAAAACACUAUUGAAUGGUGUAAAGAAUUUAUCGUAGUCUCACAGACUUGGAAACUCAAUCAAGGUAUUAGAUUUUUAUACAUAAAUUAAACAUUAAGUACGUACCACAACGUUGAUACUGAAAAAAUCGAAGGUGCAAUUAAGUUCAAAAUUCAACACAAGUUGUGUUGAACGCUUUGCCUCUUUGGAACAAUUUCUUUGAGCAUCUAUUCAUUUCCAAAAAUAUAUAAAACCUUUGGGUCUCUGUAGACCACAUGUAACUUAGCUUCUUAUAAUUACAUUCCUAGAUGUAGAUUGUAUUCCAAUACAUUGACGUGUGGGUAAUCUUUCAACAUUUUCGUCUCGUCUAAAGCAUUUAUCGAUUUCGUGAUGUCAAUUAGUGUAAGCACUUUUAAUUAUUUUUAUCGUCUUUGGUAGUUUGUAGGUAUUUUGUAAAAUUUCGUUAACAAUGUAAGUAGUUUAAUAUUUCGUUGCCUGUUAGAUAGAGUUUAUUUGAAUGUACCUAUAUGUUUUCUACUUCACAUAUAUAACCUUAAUAUUUAUCUUUCACGCAGACAAAUAAUAAUGAACUGAGGUAGUGAAAUCAACGAAUUGCUGUAACAGUCAUACAUACUUCUUUCUAAGGUUCUAUGAUAUUAUAAUGUUGUAAUAAUUGUAUUAAAAUAACAGAUAUUCUGGUUUCAAAGCAAACAUAUUCUUGAUCUUGUUUAACAUUUGUUCGCACCCUUACCACUGGCGCAAAAAUAAACCAGUAUAACAUAAAACCGGAGCAGUAACUGGUCAUUUAAUGAGUAUGUUCACUUACCGCUACGUGUAUAACAGAAGACGUCCACAUAUUUAAUUGAUAUUUGAAAGUAUUUUACUAAAAUCCUAGAAAUGUCAGCUAAACAGCCGAAAGCAGUCGCAGAUGAAUAUCGUUGAGAGAUGUUCAGCAAGUCCUGUAAAACAAUAAUAAAAAUAAUAUAUUCUUACCUUAAGAUGUUAGUAGUCUGACAAUUAGAUGUUUUGUACGUUUUCUACGGUGUAUUAUUGUAGCAAUCACGUUCUUAUUCACCAAUACAUACAUUAAUCAUAAUUUCUGAUAAUUAAGAUUUUAAAUAACCAAAUGCAUAUUGUAUGUACUUAUGGAUUGUGCCAAAUGUGCUUAAAUGUAUAUAGAACAUUCCACAGAUAUUAUAUUGUGUUAACAGUUUUAGUUAUUUGAUAAGUUAUUAAAUGUACGUUUUAAUUUCUCUAUUUAU
This is a messenger RNA of Trichoplusia ni (cabbage looper), 2846 nucleotides long. Its product is annotated as methyltransferase-like protein 9. The coding region runs from base 212 to 1327 and encodes 371 amino acids. NCBI's taxonomy places the organism in Eukaryota, Metazoa, Arthropoda, Insecta, Lepidoptera, Noctuidae. The record is from RefSeq and is a predicted model, not a curated record. Gene Ontology annotation, molecular function: protein-L-histidine N-pros-methyltransferase activity. The transcript is spliced from 5 exons.